CGCGCGCCUGCGCCCUGGGCAGCUGCCCCCGGUGAGCCUGGGAGAGCCGUGGGCGCUGAGGCGGCAUGGCCCUAGCUAGGAUGCCCAUGGUUGAAGGUGACUAAGGGUUACUCAAAGGUAGAUGGACUUUCAUGGUUCUUCACCAUUCUUGUAGGUGGCUCUGUCCGGAGGACAACACAAAGAAAGAAUUUGGAAUCUGCCACUUCGGGACCCAGAUAAAUUGUACAGUGCUGGAAGGUGGCGAUGGCUGUGGCCCUGGGUUGUGCAAUCCAGGCCUCCUUGAAUCAGGGCUCAGUGUUUCAAGAGUAUGAUACCGACUGUGAGGUCUUCCGCCAGCGCUUCCGGCAGUUCCAGUACAAAGAAGCAGCUGGGCCUCAUGAAGCUUUCAACAAACUCUGGGAGCUCUGCUGUCAAUGGCUGAAGCCAAAGAUGCGUUCUAAGGAGCAGAUCUUGGAGCUGCUGGUGUUGGAGCAAUUCCUAACGAUUCUGCCCACAGAGAUAGAAACCUGGGUGAGGGAACAUUGCCCGGAGAACAGAGAAAGAGUUGUGUCACUGAUAGAAGACUUACAGAGAGAACUUGAGAUACCAGAGCAGCAGCUCGAUAGGCAGGAAAUGCUCUUGGAAGAACUGGCACCAGUGGGAAUGGCACACAUACCGCCAAACAUCCACCUGGAGUCACCCCCACUCCAAGUAAUGGGACCUGCCCCGGAGGUCCCUGUGGCAGAGGCGUGGAUCCCACAGGCAGGGCCGCAGGAGCUGAGCUUCGGUGCUGCUGGGGAAGGCCAGCCCUUUCUGGACCCUGGAUAUCCAAUACCAAAACUCGACGUGAGCUUUCCAUUGGAGCAUAGAGAAGAGGCAUGGGUGAAGGAACUACAAGAUUCCAAAGAAAUUAAGCAAUUACUCGAUUCCAAGUUAGGUUUUGAGAUUGGGAUAGAAAAUGAAGAAGCUACUUCCGAGAAACAGAAAAAAAUGGAGAAUAUGUAUCCAUUUAUUGUUACUUUAGAGGGCAAUGCUCUUCAUGGCCCCAUUUUGCAAAAAGACUAUGUGCAGUUAGAAAAUCAAUGGGAAACCCCCCCAGAGGAUUUACAGAGAGAUUUAACAAAACUUGUAGAGCAUCAGAACCCCUCAGCAGGAGAGAAACCUGAGAGCUCCAACUUGGAAGAACCCCUCAACCCUAGACCCCAUAAGAAAAAGAGUCCAGGAGACAAACCUCACCGAUGUCCUCAGUGUGGGAAAUGUUUUGCUCGGAAGUCACAGCUUACAGGGCACCAGAGAAUUCACUCAGGAGAGGAACCUCAUAAGUGCCCUGAAUGUGGAAAAAGAUUCCUUCGUAGUUCAGACCUUUACAGACACCAACGACUUCAUACGGGGGAGAGACCCUAUGAAUGCACGGUGUGUAAAAAGCGAUUCACUCGGCGGUCACACCUUAUAGGGCACCAGAGAACCCAUUCUGAAGAAGAAACAUAUAAAUGCCUUGAGUGUGGGAAAAGCUUUUGUCAUGGAUCAAGUCUUAAAAGACAUCUGAAAACUCAUUCAGGUGAGAAACCUCAUAGAUGUCAUAAUUGUGGGAAAAGUUUUAGUAGGCUGACAGCUCUUACUUUGCACCAGAGAACUCACACUGAAGAGAGACCAUUUAAAUGUAAUUACUGUGGGAAAAGCUUCAGACAGAGACCAAGCCUUGUUAUUCAUUUAAGAAUUCAUACAGGGGAGAAGCCAUACAAGUGUAGUCAUUGUUCUAAAAGCUUCAGACAGAGAGCAGGCCUUAUUAUGCACCAAGUCACUCACUUUAGAGGUCUUCUUUAAGGAUUGUUAAAGGAAACAAGUCCUACAGGGAUUGACAGUGACUCAAAAAACAAAAUCUUAAACCUACAGCAUCCUGUUGGUCUUGGAAGAAUUUUUUUGUUUGAGCUUAUAAGAACAGUGUUUUUUUUUCUACUUUAAAAACCCAUCUUCCAAGUCAUAUGAAUUCUAGAGUAUCUAUCUACUCUUGCAGUUUUCCUAGAUUUGACUUAUUCUGUCUCUACAAGUCUUAUUUUUUUAUUACAUUGAAAAAUUUUGUGAACCAAGCCAACCGUAUCAUAGCUGUACGCAUAAAAAUAAUGGCAAUCCUUUUCAGGGUAGGGUCAACAUAAUGGAUAAUCAUGUUUGUCUGACAUAUCUAUUAUAGCAGCACCAUAAUUAUUCUGCUGUCAUUAUUAAAGGUGAUUAUAUUAGUUUAAAGCUUUAUAUGUGUCCCAAGCGGCAAGAAAGGAGACAGUGUAUUUUAUGAAAUAAUGAA
This is a messenger RNA of Kogia breviceps (pygmy sperm whale), 2278 nucleotides long. The record is from RefSeq and is a predicted model, not a curated record. NCBI's taxonomy places the organism in Eukaryota, Metazoa, Chordata, Mammalia, Artiodactyla, Physeteridae.